AUGACCAACGUGCCACCGCCUUAUUAUGAUCAUCCACAUGAAUCAGCGUCACACAUGCACAAUGUACCGAAACAAAACUACCCACCGCAAGUAUUCUCUGCAAUUUGUCCAACAGGCCCAAAUCCAAUGCCAUGUACCUGCCCGUAUUGUCACCAAGCGAUCAUAUCACGUGUGGAAAAUAGGAAUGGUGCUCUUGUAUGGAUUGUAGUGAUUAUUCUCUGUCUCAUUGGCUGCGUAUUCGGUUGCUGUUUAAUUCCAUUUUUCAUGAACAGUUUGAAAGAUGUAAUACAUAUCUGUCCGGUUUGUCAACGACAAAUUGGACGUGACAAAAAAUUGUAG
Molecule: messenger RNA, 339 nt
Organism: Adineta ricciae
Lineage: Eukaryota; Metazoa; Rotifera; Eurotatoria; Adinetida; Adinetidae
Source: the annotation of a GenBank genome assembly